AUGAGAUUAAUCAUAUUUAUCUUGACAAUAAGUACAGUCACAUUGAUAAGUUCAACAAAUUUGAAUAUAAGCAACAGUUGUAAUUGUUCUGAAUUGUUUAACUAAGAUUGUUUAUCUGUCUAGUCAAAUUGUGAUUGGAAUAGUUAGACGAAAUAAUGUUAAGAAAUAGAAUGUUCAAAAAUAGAAUUGUCAAAUCAUUGUGUUUAAUCUUCUAAGAGAUGCUAUUGGUUAAAUAAGUAAUGUAAUGAUUUUAUAUCUUGUGAAACAAUUCCAGGUAAAAGUUAAUAAGAAUGUAUUGAUGCAAAUAUCUAUUGUCCAGCAUCAAAUGGAAUAAAUUGUUUAGCAAUAGAAUAUUAAUAAAAAUGUGAAAAAAUAAAGGAUCCUGAAACUUGUAAUGAUUAUUAUUCUCCAGAUGGUAAGUGUAUGUGGAAUGGAAUAAAUUGUAUCAUUCUAUAAUCUUGUACACAAUUAUGGAGUAAUAAAACAAAGUCAUGUUUGUAAAGAGGUUGUUAUUUUGAUUAGCUUUCUUAUUCAUGCUUAGAUAUGAAAUGUUCUAAGCAUUAAUUAGAAUUUGAGUGUUAAUUUGGAGUUCCAACAAUUGGUCCAUAUUUAAAUAAUAUUAUUCCAUGUAAAUGGGAUAGUAUAAAUAGAGUAUGUUAAAAUGGAAAACCUGAUGAAUAUACUAUAGAUCAAUGUUAUAGUCAUACUGCAAGAACUUAUCAUUGGAGUAGUAGUAUAUUUAACAAAGGAUAAUGUAUAGCAUGUUAUGGUUAUAUAUUAUCAAUAAUAAUAAUAAUUGGAUUGUCAAUAACAAUUAUUAUAUGA
Paramecium sonneborni is the source of this 825-nucleotide messenger RNA. The record is from the annotation of a GenBank genome assembly. Lineage: Eukaryota; Ciliophora; Oligohymenophorea; Peniculida; Parameciidae.